AUGGAGCUGAAGAAGGACAGCAACGCCGUGUCCAUCGACAUGCUGCUGAUAGUGCACUCGGAGAAGCGGCGCGCUGCGCAGGGCACGCACUCGGACCGGCAGGCGGACCCGGGCGCGCUGCUGCUGCAGCACCGAGGAGGAUUCCAGGGUGUUGGAAACGGAAUCCGAAGAUGGCAGAAAUUAGAAGGAAACAAUCUUCAUGGAAACCUGGCAGAGAAACUGCACCCUCAGCAGACCCAGGUCAUCACGUCGCAUGACAACCAAGGGACACAGCUGACUGUAGAGGUCCACUCUCGAGACGCCAUGCCCCAGCUGCUCAAGAAGUUCUCCUUGGCUAAAUGUUUGCAAGGUGAUAAAAAUGGAAACACAAGACCCCGGCAGCCUGGAGGGAAAGAUGCCCAUGCCUACCCCUGGAAUCGGUCUGGCCUGAAAUCCAUGUCACUCGACCUGCAGCUGUUUGAGAAACUGGACACCUAUGCCUCACAGGUGACGGUCAAGAGUGGCCUGGAUGAGCUGGUGAGUGACCUGCUCCAGGAGGCCCACAGCGACCUGGAGAGGGUCCGUGCCAUCUGGAUCUGGAUCUGCCACCACAUAGAGUACGACGUCGCAGCUGCCCAGGAGAAGGACCACCAAGCCUUCAAACCCACUGUCAUCCUGCAGACCCAGAAGACCAACUGCGACGGCUAUGCCGGGCUCUUUGAGAAGAUGUGCAGGAUUGCAGGGGUGCAGUGCGUGACCGUGCCUGGCUACUCCAAGGGCUUCGGCUACCAGACGGGACAGAGCUUCUCGGGGGAGUUCGACCAUGCCUGGAACGCUGUGUACCUGGAGGGGAGAUGGCACCUGGUGGACAGCACCUGGGGCAGCGGCCUGGUGGACAAGACCACCUCCAAGUUCACCUUCCUCUACAAUGAAUUCUACUUCCUCACCCAUCCGGCACUGUUCAUCGAGGACCAUUUCCCAGACAAUAAGAACUGGCAACUGCUCAAACCUCCUCAAUCCCUGAGGCAGUUUGAGAACAAUAUGUAUCACAAGAGUGAAUUCUACAACAAGGGGAUGCUGAGCGCCCACCCGGAGACCCCUGUGAUCACAACAGUGAAUGGGAAGGCCCUGGUCACCAUCGAGAGCUGCGGCCCUACCCUCUUCAUGUUUAUGCUCAAUGGCAAGCAGGAGCACGGGCUACUGAGCCUCAGGAAAAAUGGGAUGAAGCUGGAGGUGUACCCUCCAACCAUGGGCACUCACAAGCUGCAGAUCUUUGCCAAAGGCAGCUCUGACAUCUACAGCUCAGUGCUGGAGUACACGCUCAAGUGCAACUAUGCAGAUGUCGAUGCCCGGCUGCCGGCCGAGCUGCACCAGCCCGUAGGCCCCAGCUGGUUCUCGGAGCAGAUGGGUGUGGUGAAGCCCUCGCACCCUGACCCCAUCAUCCACACCAGUGAUGGGCGCUGCUCCAUCAGCUUCAGUGUGAAGGAGGGCAUCAGCAUCCUGGCGUCCCUGCACGGGGACAAGGGCCUCGUCACCGAGGAGAUGCAGCGGCGCUACAUCUUCCAGAUGCACCGGGAGAAGCGGACAGAGCUGAAAGUCCAGCUGCCUCAUGCCGGCAAGUUUGCCCUCAAGAUCUUUGUAAAGAAGAGGCAGGAACCGGGAAACUACAUCUUUGUCUUCAAUUACCUCCUGUGCUGCACCAACACCAAGGUGAACUGGCCCAUGUUCCCAGAGAGCUUCGGCAACUGGGGGCACGACAAUGAGCUGCUGGAGCCUCUGUCGGGCGUGCUUCCUGCCAACCGCAAUGUCCCAUUCAAAUUGAAGCUGCACGGCAUCGCCAAAGCCCUGGUGAAGGGGCAGGACACAUGGCCCCUGACCCUGAACCAAGAGGGCUACUGGGAGGGCAGCUGCAGCACAGCUGGCUGCCAAGAAGUCUACGUCAUGGUGCUGGAGAAUGCCAACCACAACUUCUACUCCUACAUCCUCAAGUAUAAAGUGAAUGCCCAGUAAGGGCCUGAGCUCCAGGCCCCCUGCCCCUGCCACACCUGCCCAGGGAGGGCCAAAAGGGAAGUGUAGAGGGACCUGGACACUACUAAGUCUGCAUGUAAUCACUUCUAGGCCUCUGCCUCGGUUUCCCCGCUCUGCCACGGGAGCUGCGAGGUUUGGGUCCUAGUGGCCGCACACAGAAGUCGUGGCGAUGGCUGAGGGGCCUGAGCAAAGGCCCUUUGGAAGAAAAAGGUGCUAUGUAAAUCCAAGGUAUUGUAAACUGUACUCCACUGCCCCAGGUGCCCCCUUCUCAUAUGAAUGCUGUUAUUGUUAGAGAGUUGAUGUGGGAAAAGCAGGUAACUGCCUGGGCUGAAAGCUUUUCACAUGAUGGUGUGAAAAUUCUGCCCCGUCCCCAUGCCCAAGAGGGACAUAAUUUGCAAGGCUAUGAACCCUUGAAUCCUAGCGCCCCAUUCAAGGAGCAUGGCAGGGUGUCUUGCCAACUCCUGGACCCCAGGGAACGCUGAACUAUCUAUCAUCUUUUCUCAGACCCGUCCAUCUUCCCCAUCCCUGCUGCCUCUUCUUUAGUCUCUUCAUGCUCUUCUAGAGCCCUAGGGAAAAAAAUAAAAAAAGCUGUGCGGAAGCCACAGAGCUCACAACCGCCCUCUGGACAGCUGGGAAUGUGAUGACCAGAAAAGGUGUGGGGAGGGGCCAAAGCAAAGCGCAGCCAGGACCCACUCCUGGGUGUCCUGGGUAGAGGCCGGGGAUGGAGGGAGGCCUUUGGCAGCAACCUAAGGACGUGAGAUCUCUGAGUCUGUGCUCCUUGGAGGAGCAGACAGGGCAGUUCACUCAGUCUAAGGACCGGGGGUGGCCCUCCCAGCUCUCCACAGCCUGUACCUCAAGGCACCACAUGCACCCUUCAUUAGGAGCCUCAAGAGGCCUACUUCGCCCUUUGGGAGACUUGUCUAUUAUAACCCUAAAUAAAGGCCUGGGUGGGGAGGUCGGGCAAGUGAGUAAGUCGUGCAAAUGCAGCCACACCGGGUAGGCUACCAUGAUCAGUUUUUGUGCUUGUCCCUGAGAAACAAAGCCCUAUCCCAUCUCCCUUGCUCCCUUUCUCUGAGGAGAGAGCCCCCUCAGGGCCUGCUUUCUGUGGCCCCUUGCUUGCUCAGGCCUGAGAAGUCUCAGCCUCCUGCCUGGCCCACAGCAGCGCCUCAGGCGUUGCCAUAGCAACAGGGAAAAGGCCGGCUCCAGCAAGGGCAGCGGCAAAGAGGAGGAUGGAGACAAGCUGUGCAGCAGCCGCUGCAACAUCCUCCCUGCUGGGGUGGUCCAUGUGGACCUCCUGCUUCUCCUGCUCUGCAACCUUCACCUAUGUCAACUGCCCACCCACCCGCAAGGCAGCACUGCCUAACACCUGCCCCCCAUGGCCACUCCAAAUGUCCCCAGACUCAGCCACAGCCAGGGCCAGCCCAGGAUCCUCACAGGUAAACCAAGGGCACCCAGCCCUGCCACCCCUGGCAGCAGCAGUCUCCCAGCCCCUGGGCUGCCCGAAGGUCCAGGCUCCAGACACAUCAGCCCUUCACCCCCUGGGGUCCCUCCUCCAAAAUCCCCAGGACCACCCAGCAUGGACCUGGCCUGGCCCAGGUUCAGGUCCCAGAGGUGCCCAUCCUCUGCUGGGCUGGAGGCUGUGGGCACAAAAGGAGCCCCCCUGCACCCAGGGGCUGAGCUACUCUGGCCUGUGUCCAGCCCCUCUGCCAGGCUCUGCCACCCAGUCACUCGGCACUGUGUCACUCGCCUGAAAAAUGCACAAAGGCCUCAGAGGCAGAACCCAGGCACACCACAGGGAAACAAGGGCAGUUUUUACACCCUGAAAACAGCCUUUUCUCACACCUUUGAUUUUAUGGACUGAAAGAAAUAUUCCAUGUUUCAUCAAAAUAAGUGGCUCCUGUGACCCUUGUCACUCGCUGAACACAAAACUGGCUGCCACAGCGGACAUCACUGCUAGUCCCGCCGAGGGCCACUCAUCAGUAAAAUCAACACAGUUAAUCAGUACUUUCUGUAGCGUGCAGAGGAUGCCACCCACAAAAUCGGAGCUGUCCCAACAGCAGGAGGGAGGCCCCGCUUUCUCAGAGCACCUCAUCCCCCUGCCUGUCCUUUAACCAGGCACCCCCUUUGUAAAGACAGCUGUAGAAACAGAAAAUUGUUUGCAUUUCUUUACACUGAAGUAAAAAUACAUGAAAUGAAAUCCAGUCCUUCAUGAAUUUUUACACGCAUGUCACUCAGGGUAGAAAUUUAGGGCUGCAUUUUGAAGUCUUUUAUUCAAAUCCCAUCUUUGUUUCACCUGGUGGAAGGGUUCUGGUCGCUGGUGGAAUGGCACGGGUUCCCCCUGGUGGACAAAGUGCAGAGGUGCUAGCUCGGCAAACCUCAGUAAGGCUGGAUCUUAUCACCCGGGGUUUUUACACCACACUUAAAAAAUGAUGUUGAGAUGUUUAUGUUAAAUUCAUUGGGUGCUUUCUCACGGCUGCAUGGCCCACUUCUCAGCGUUUCCUUAUUUGUACGCGGAAUGCAUCUUUGCCACAAACAAACUGUGAGGGUAGCCUUGGGGACUGCCUGGCACGGUGAGAAGAUAUGGAAUGUGAUAGGAAUUCAGAGUAUCUUGCUCAGAAAUCUCCUCUUGAAACAGAAACACUGGACAUAUGACUGGAAGGACAGCUUUGACCACAAUCAUUACUAUGCCAGUGAAGGAUUGAAACUGAUCAAACUCAAGAGAGCAUCUGCCCCCAAAAAGGCUGUCAAGGGUUGGGGAGUGUGGGGCCAGGGGGCUAUGAUCACAACUGCAAUUAACUUCUUUUCAGCUUGUUUCAGAAGAGUCAUCAGCACAGCUGGACUCCAUUUUCAAUCUGAUUAUGAUCACUGUGAGUUCCCCAUAUGUUACAUUGUCCCACCAGCACAAACUCCUCACAACCUGCUGAGAUUAAAAAGAAAUAGAUUAACUGAAGCAUGAAGGACUUAGGCUAGACAUAAAACGAUAAUUCCUGUUGUUAUGCAGGAGGGACAAGCUGCCAAGAAAGCUUGUGAAAUCUUUUCACACAAGACUCAAAAAGUAGGAAAGUUUUCCCAGUGGUCUGGUGUUUUAGGUGCCGUGCUAACUGGAAGGACGAAGUUCUCCUCUGAGUCAGUGAAUCCUUGAAAUACACUGGUUCACCCACAGCAAACAGGUUUAACCACAGUGCCACAUCGUUUUCUACUGGCAAAGUUUUAGAAGGUGGUGUGUGUCUAGGUCCCAUAUCAGUUUAUCUGAGGUCUAUAAUUUCUUUUCAUUUGGAAUAAGUAGUUGGAAAUCUGAAGAGGUGAUUACUUUUCAUGAUGUGUGCAUUGCAUUGUGUGGGCCAGUGGCUGUUAAGCUGUGUGCUUUCCCCCGCACUGUCG
Messenger RNA from Choloepus didactylus (southern two-toed sloth), 5388 nucleotides. It is a transcript of the gene KY, whose product is annotated as kyphoscoliosis peptidase. The transcript has 11 exons. Bases 1 to 1989 code for a protein of 662 amino acids. Lineage: Eukaryota; Metazoa; Chordata; Mammalia; Pilosa; Megalonychidae. The record is from RefSeq and is a predicted model, not a curated record.